AUGGCCGAAUCCGUUAGUUAUAACGUCGAGCCAUCUAACAAAAAGUCUGCCGUGCUCGAUACAAAACUAGUGGGUGAUGAUGGUCUCCGUCGUGCGGAUGGAAUCUCAGGUUUAUAUGAAGGAAAUGUCUUCGAGACAACGCCUGAGGACCGUCGUGAAAUCGGCAUCUUCAGUGCCUCGCUUCUCAUCUUCAACCGUGUGAUUGGCACAGGUAUCUUCGCCACACCGAGUACCAUCCUUGCCUUGACUGGCAGUGUCGGUUUGUCAUUGUUCAUGUGGGUGGCCGGCACUGUCAUUGCUCUGGCUGGCACGGCUGUCUACCUCGAAUGGGGUACUGCGAUCCCUAAGAACGGAGGAGAAAAAAACUACCUCGAAUAUGUCUUCAAGAAGCCCAAGUUCUUGGCCACUGCCAUGUUUGCGGCUUAUGCUGUCUUACUCGGUUGGGCAGCAAGUAACAGUGUUGUCUUUGGUCAAUAUAUUCUCAAUGCAGCAGAGAUUGAAGUCGGACGAUGGAACCAGCGUGGAAUCGGCAUGGCCUGUCUCACUGCCGCCUUCCUGAUCCACUCCGUUGCCGUGAAAUGGGGUAUCCGUCUUCAGAACGCGCUUGGUGUUAUCAAGCUGGUCAUCAUCGUGUUCAUCAUUGUUGCUGGUUGGGUUGCACUGGGUGGCCAUACGAAGGCCGAGACGCCGGAUAACUUCUCCAAUGCCUUCGAGGGUACUCUGGGCAGUGGAUAUGGCAUCGUCAUGGCGCUGUACAACGUUAUCUGGUCUUUCAUUGGCUACUCGAAUGCCAACUAUGCCUUGAGCGAGACAAAGAAUCCUGUCCGCACAUUGAAGAUUGCAGCCCCCGUUGCUAUCGUAUCUGUUUCUAUUUUGUACAUGCUUGUCAACGUCGCCUAUUUCGCUGCGGUGUCGAAGAAAGAAAUGCUUGAGUCGGGAAGUAUCGUGGCCGCCGUGUUCUUCAGAAACAUGUUUGGCAAACGAGCCGAGAAAGUCAUGUCGGUCUUUGUGGCUCUCUCUGCAUUCGGCAACGUGCUAUCCGUCAUCUUCUCCCAAGGUCGAAUUGUUCAAGAGCUCGGCCGUGAAGGCGUCUUGCCCUUCUCCAAGGUCUGGGCUAGCAACUGGCCUUUCCACUCCCCAGCAGCUGGUCUGCUUGAGCACUAUCUCGUCUCAGUUGUGAUCAUGCUUGCUCCUCCUCCUGGUGAUGCAUACAACUUCCUCGUCAAUCUCAUCUCUUACCCUCUGUCGAUUGUCAAUUUCUUCGUAUCCGCUGGGCUCGUUUACAUCUACCUCACCAAGGACAAGAAUUUCCCGGACUGGUCUCCUGGAAUCCGCGCUACUCUCCCGGUCACAAUCUUCUUCAUGCUGUCGAACCUUUACCUCGCGAUUGCGCCGUAUGUGCCCCCGAGCGACGGUCAGAGCGUUUACGAGGAGCUGCCGUACUACCUGCACUGUGUGGUAGCUCUGGCACUCUUUGCAGCAGGAGCCAUCUACUACGUUGUCUGGGCAGUGUUGUUACCCCGGAUUGGCGGGUAUGUCCUUGUCAAGGAGUCUGUCGUGGAUGCCGAUGGAUGGUCUCGCAGUGUUUUCACGCGGAUGCCAACGGCCGAGGCAGAGCACUCUUAA
Molecule: messenger RNA, 1626 nt
Organism: Penicillium paradoxum
Lineage: Eukaryota; Fungi; Ascomycota; Eurotiomycetes; Eurotiales; Aspergillaceae
Product: high affinity methionine permease
Exons: 6
Coding region: 1-1626 (541 amino acids)
Biological process (GO): amino acid transmembrane transport
Cellular component (GO): membrane
Molecular function (GO): L-amino acid transmembrane transporter activity
Source: RefSeq, a predicted model, not a curated record